Syngnathus acus (greater pipefish) is the source of this 1149-nucleotide messenger RNA. RefSeq names its product transmembrane protein 223 (gene tmem223). NCBI's taxonomy places the organism in Eukaryota, Metazoa, Chordata, Actinopteri, Syngnathiformes, Syngnathidae. Gene Ontology annotation, cellular component: mitochondrion. Gene Ontology annotation, biological process: nervous system development. The record is from RefSeq and is a predicted model, not a curated record. The transcript has a single exon. Bases 154 to 888 code for a protein of 244 amino acids.
ACUAAAAUGGCUGCGCCCUAUGUUUAGGAGGAAUCAAGUUUGCUAAAAUUCGUUUGGUAAACCGAGGUGUAUUAUUCUGAUUCCACGAUCUAUUCAGAUUAUUAGCAAUUUUAUUCACACAUCCUAUACCAAAAACUUCUGUUAUCAUUCAAAAUGAGUUUACUUAGAAUUUGUGGCGCAUUAUCUCCGCUCCGAGCGAUCACCAUCCUGCAAAAACUCCAGUCAAAGCUUCCAGUGAGCGGCGUGUCUAUCCAUCUUACGAACGUGUGUUUUGGCGGACUGAGGCGACAUGUUUUCGCACACCGUGACCUUUGCACAUCCACCCAGCCCUCCAGAGAUGUCGCCCUGUUCCAACACGACAGAACGGGCUUCUUCCGCCUCCUCGCUGUCUUCUGCGGGGGGCAGUUUGCCUUCUGGGCGUACCUGGCUCACUUCGCCUACACUGGCCUCAGAGAUACUGGGAACGCUCGGGAGAAGGAGAAAAGAAAGAUUCCCUCCAGCACCGCUUUGGGUGGGAUAUGGAGUUUUGAAAUGAACCUUGGAUCCAGCACCUGGAGGUACAGCUUCACGCUAGGAUGUGUGACAAUAGGAGCGGGCAUAGUGGGACUGGGAAUUCUAUUUUGUCGGCGCUCUGUCAGUCAGGUGGUUUUGCACCAAGGUGGAAAGAUGGUGUCAGUUAUGACACAGUCACCUCUGGGAAUGGGCCACGGCCGGAAAAUAACGAUCCCGUUGUCCCAGGUUGCCUGUCAUGCCCACAGACAGGAGUCCCCCUCAUUCAUCCCCCUCAAAAUCAAGGGACACAAGUUCUACUUUCUGCUGGACAAAGAGGGCAGGAUGAACAAUGUUAAACUUUUUGAUGUAACAGUUGGUGCAUACCGUCCUCUAUAAACAAUUCACUGUAUCGCCUCAAUUAGUGGAUGGGAUUUAUCUACUCAACUGGUGAGACAUUUGCCAAAGAGGAGCCCUUUAUCUGUAAAAAUGUAUUUGAAUGAUGUGUUUUCUCUAAAUCGGAACAAGUUAAUCAUUGGCAUUGAUGUCUUUACAUACAAGCCUAAUGAUAUUGUUAAAUUGUUACAUUCUGGAAAGAUGUCAACUUUAAGAAUGAGGAACAUUAAAAGCCAACUGUGAACACAAUAUUAAUUGUGGUUU